AGACCUCAAAGCAGAACUCUUCCGAAAGCAAGAAGAAUUCAAGAAAGAAAAGCUACUGAAAGAUGCUGGCAUCUCUGCAAAGCCCAAAACCUCUAAUAAGAAACCAAGUAUUUGGAACAAACAAAACGUAGGAGUUGCAAAUCGAUCUGAGAAAGAUGUUGAGCAGAAGACAGAAGAGGACCAAACACUGGAAAAAUCAAGGAAGAAACUAGAAGAGAAAGCAAAGCUAUAUGAGAAAAUGACAAAAGGCGACUUUCCAGAUGAAGAAACUGAGGAUUUGUACCUUGUGGAUUUCACUCAGAAGAUCAUAGACAGACAGCGAGAAGUACAGGAACUGUAUCAGAGUGAAGCUGCUAGAAAGACUUUAGAAAAAGAGACAGAUGAUGAGGAAACUCAACCUGAAAUGGAAAUACCACCACCCCAGGAUCCAGACGAAGAAUGGGUUGAUUAUGUGGAUUCGUUAGGCCGAUCUAGACGCUGUAUGAAGAAGGAUUUGCCAAGUCUGCUUAAAAUGGACCAGGAACUUCAAGGGAAAAGACAAGGUCCUGAUGGGAAGACUCUGUUAUCUGAAGACAUGAGAAGAGAGCUUCAGAGGCAGCAGUGGGAAAAAGAGGAAGAAGAAGCCCUCAGAAAACCCAUGGGACCCAUACAUUAUGAAGACAUUAGAGACAAUGAGGCCAGACAGCUUGGUGUUGGUUACUUUGCCUUUUCUCGUGAUCAAGAACUUAGACAUAAACAAAGGGCAACACUGGAUAUGCUAAGAGAGCAGACACUUGAUCAGAGAACUAAACGUGAACAAUUAAAAGAAAAAAGGAAGGCAGCUCUAGAAGCAAGACUAUCUAAACUUAGAGCACGGAAGGCGAAGAGGUUAAAGGAAGAUGGAUUAGAGGAAGAGGGAGACCAGCUGGAGAGCGGAGAUGUUACUCGCCCAGUACAAGCCGAACCGGAAGCUCCGAGAGUUACUGCAGCAAGUAGGAAGGUAGAGGUCAUCAUCCAGGAGAGACGAGAUACAAAGCCUGGUGUGCCUUAUGUCCGAGAGUGGGAUAAAGGCAAAGAAUUGAUUUUUGGACAAUGGUCAAAGAAACAAGAAGAGCUCAGAGAUGAGCGAGAUCCAGAAUUUGCACCACCUUCUGAUUACUUUAUGGGACAAAAGAAAGCUGAUAAUUGCAGUCAGAAUUUGAACAGUCCUGAAGCCUCCCCUGGAAAACCAGAACAGGAGACAGCACAAAACCAACAGUUGUCAUCACAGCAGGCCAGCAACAGCAGCACUGAAGAUAUGCCACCAUCGGCGCAGGCUUACAGCAAUGAUGUCCAAGAUGUGUCGGCAUCAGUAGAGACCUGUGGCAGUGAUGCUCGAGAUGUGCCACCAUCAAUGGAGGCUGACAGCAGCGGUGCUCAAGAGGUGCUGCCGUCAGCACAGGCUUACGGCUGCAACGCUCAAGAGGUGCUGCCAUCAAUGCAGGCUUACGGCUACGGCGCUCAAGAGGUGCUGCCAUCAAUGCAGGCUUAUGGCUACGGUCCUCAAGAGGUGCCAAUGCAGGCUUACGGCUAUGGCGUUCAGGGCAUGCUGCCACCAAUGCAAGCCUACUGCUAUGGCGCUCAAGACAUGCUGCCUUCGAUGCAGGCUUAUGGCUAUGGCGCUCAAGAUGUGCUGCCGCCAAUGGAGGAGUACAGCUGCGACGCUCAAGAUGUGCCACCUUCAGCACAGUCCUACAGCAGUGGCACUCAAAAUCAGGAGCCGCUUUACCAAAGUUUAGACGAUAUGCUGUCAUAUUACAGACAAGUGACUUGAACUGAGCAAAAGUACGAGCAAGAAUCAUAAUUUAAAGGACUGAAAUAGAAUUAUGUUCUAAGCACGACUAUUAUUUUCCCACAUCUGGGAAAAAUAAGUUUCUGUAAGUAGAUCUGAAAUAAAUCUUCUGCAGACCUAAGCUAUUUUACAUCACAGCUAUACAUUUGUCCCCUCAGAAAUUUACUAAAAUUUGAUGGGUUUGUUUCAGCACGUAUUUAAUUUAGCACACAUUUCAUUUUUAUUCUUUGCUAUUUGUGCCUGAACUUUGGGGUUUAUUGGUAGCUUUCUCUCAAAAAUAGGAAUUCUUGCUUUGCGUUGUCACUAUUUCCCCCAUUAGCUCUUUAAGCCCCAGGUAGCUUCUAAUUCGGAGGCACUACGAGUCUGGUGGUAUCUGUAGAAGAAGUAUUGAAAUGUCAGGCCUUUUGCUGCUAAAUACAAAGAGGUUUUAAAAAUGUAUUACCUACUUAAUCUACUGACUUUAUGGAUAGGAAAUGCAGACCGUCAUCUAGCAGACAGUUGUGGCAUGUAGUUCAGAGUCGCAAUGUCUUCUGCAUUCCUGAGAUCUGUAUGUAACUUGUAAUUCUGUGAAGCAAUUCAGAGUUGGAGAGAGGCACUGCAGAAAUCAAUAAAUAAUGAUUGUUAGUCCAAGCAUAAGCGCUUCACUAAAGUAGAAGCCUUGACACCAGAAAUUAUCAUCUUACUGGUUUAGAAAAUGCUCUGGUAGUUCUCAAAGGGCAUUUUCGUUGCAACACUCUGUUAUAUUUUUGGCUUUAUUUAAUCCUUUUUUCCAAAAACUGUGACGUUGCAAUGAUGAUAUAGAAAAGUAGGCUGACCCUUCCCUUACCAAGCAAGCUUCUAUUUCAAUGUCUUAAUUCAGCUAAAUGGUGGGAGUAUGUAUUUACCACUUAGGAAAUGAAAGUUCUGAUUUCUGAAGGCAAUUUAGAAAACCCAUUUGUAUUUUAAAAGCUCAUGAAAAGAUAAACGCUGGAGAAGUGGGCUGGAAUGGGCAAUUUCAUAAUUAUGUGUAAGGUUAAAUAACAACGAUACUGUCAAAAUAGUGAACGUUUGAACCAAAUAGUGAAUUGGCCGAGGAGACAGACAACGUGCUGCUUCUGUGUGCUUCAGGCGAUCUCGGGCUGCUUUGCGAAGCCUGGUGUAUAGCAACGUCUCUACCACAGGGAAACCACAAUUGGCUAAACUGACCUGUUCAAGGUUGCUGAACAAACCCAGCAGCAUGCAGAACGCAUUCACUAUCCUCAGACUUUGUUUUAACCUCAGCUAGUAAGCACACUUCUUUCCUUUCUGCCUUCCUGGCUUUUGCACGGGAAUUUGUAGAGCAGGAAUAACGUCCCACAAGAACACCCAUGACACCGUUUUUAAAGCAACAUGCUCCCUUCAGUCUUUAUCAUAUACCAAAUUGCUAUGAGAUGGGAGCUUUAUAACUUUGGGUUUAUAUGCCUCUAGUCAGACCUGGAACUUGUGGGUAGCAUGGCACAAUUAAAGGCAACACCCAUCUGAAGCACACAAAGUUUAGCAACAGUGUGCUGUUUUUACUGCUGCUGGCACUGACCUGAAUUUAGCUGUUGAACGUGAAGUUAGGUUUGUAUUUCUUCUUUUUCUUAAAUAUCUUCAAUGUGGGUAAAGAAUAUAAAUAGCCAUUGUAUGCUAAUGACUAAAAGGAAGAGGACAAUAUUACAAAUCCAUCUGUUUAUACCAAAUGUAACGGCAUCAGUGUACAGGUUUUUUAUUUAGUGAUUGGUACAAUCUCAGAUUAGUCAAUAUCCAUCAGGUGGCAGUCUAAUCUCCUGAAUUUGCUAGAAGAAAUUCUGCUGGUGGAUACCUGUUUAUUACUUCAUGGUAACACUGGAGUAGUCUGAGUCUGAUCCCAGGAAGAAUUUUUCAAAUGCUGUGUCACCCCACGUUUACUUUAGAGUUUAAAAUUGUUUUGUUAUAGCAGCUUUGUUCCAGAAAGGUAAGAGAUGGUCAGAACAGAGUUUGAAAUUUGAGUAGCUAGAAGCAAAACAGUCUUCCUGCGCUGCCCCUGCUUGUUGAACUUGUAGUUAGAAGCUGAGGAGAAACGUUGUAAUGCUUAGUAAAUGCGAAGUGUUUGGCUGCCCUCAAGAGUAAGCAAGGCAAAACCUAGGUGCUGAAUUUAGUUAUUUGCAAAGACCUUACAACUUCCUUAGGGUACCAAAGUACUUUGAGUAAGUUACCAAGCUACCCAUUACCAAAUUCUGCUGCUGUGCUUGGCCGAGGGAUCGCCACCUUCCCACCUCUUUCCGAAGACUAUAAAAGGUUCGGUUGAUAGAUGUUCUCACGCUUAAGCUCUCCGAGAGGUGUGGUCAGUUGGGUAUGGCUGGAACAUGUGUAACAUGCUGACAGAAGUGACUUCAUGGUGACUAUCAUUUUUGAACUAUUUAAUUAGGGCAGCCUGGUUGUUGCAGCACUAGCCCAGGAAAUAAAGGACCCAAUUCAGACUCCCCCUGUCAGUCUGGGAGAGCUAUGUCCCAGUGAUGUACCUUUUGUGCCUGUGAGUGAAUGGCAGCCGUAGGAAGAAGAAUCAACUGAAGCAUAAAAGCAGGAGAAACUCGCUGGCGUGUGUCGCAGCUCUCCAGGCAGCGCAGUUUCGGCACGUGGGUGCGGGUGCACAGUGCCCUGUACCACAGGGCUCAGAAAGGGCAGUUCUGGGCCCUUGGCGCACGCGACUGUUGAGGUUUUGGAAUGUCAAACGCAGAGACGACAGCCUGUUCCUGCUAAUAACCGUCACAGCACAGCGGCUCCCUGGCUUAGCUGUUCGUGAGGUCUUUUUUGUUCAGGAGUAGGCUGCAUGUAAUGCUCUGGAAUGUGAAGCAUGUUAAACAUUCAAG
Molecule: messenger RNA, 4659 nt
Organism: Struthio camelus australis
Lineage: Eukaryota; Metazoa; Chordata; Aves; Struthioniformes; Struthionidae
Source: RefSeq, a predicted model, not a curated record